AUGGUCAGGUCUAAGGUGGACCCAGAGCAGGCGCAGAAGGCCAUCGAGGCUGUCCGCAGCGGCGCAAUGUCUCUCCGGGCUGCUGCACAGGCCUAUGGCGUGAACAAGCGCUCCCUCUCUCGCCGGCUGAGCGGUGAUGUAAGCAUGGAUGCAAAGGUUGGUCCAAGGACUGUGCUCACAGUCGAGGAGGAAAAUUUUGUUGAAGAUGCACUGCUGUACGCUGCUCGUCACUUCAUCGGGAUCGACCGGACCGCGCUGCAAGAACAUGUGCGCCAGCUGUGCAACGACGGUCGGGAUAUCUCGUGGGAUGCAGCCGUCGGCCCGGGGCGAUCAUGGCUAGACGGCUUCUUCAAGAGGCAUCCUGCGCUGUCGGAACGCAGCGCCCGCAUCUACGAGGCCAACAGAAUCAUGAGUGACGACGAGACUUGCCUGCAGACGUUCUACAAGGACUUUGGCGAGUUCGUUGACAAGGAAAAUAUCCCUACCUGUGGAACACAGAUGAGACAGGAGUACACAGACCUAGAGAGAGCGGUACCAGGUAGCACUCCACAAGGCACCAAGACAAUGAAGGUGAUUGCGGAGAGCGGACAGAAAGUGGUUGGAGCGAUGCGUUCAAACUCGAGAGACAACGUGACGGUGGUGGUCACCAUCAGCGCGGCGGGUGCCACCCUCGCCCCGUGGAUCAUCUACAAAGGGCAGCGUAUGCAAGCGGACUGGGUCAAAGGCAGAAACGGCCCUCCGAACGCGAGACUGGCAGUCACCGAUUCCUCGUUCAUGCAGGGGACCGUAUUCGUCAACUACAUUCGCGACUUUCACCGGCAGCUUCUCGACCGCGGCUUGAUCAACGGCACGCCACACGUGCUCGUGCUUGAUGGCCACGCCUCGCAUGUUACCUACGAAGUUGUCAAAUUGGCCAGGGACCUAAACAUCGUCCUUUACCAGAUACCGUCCCACUCGUCUCAUGUUGUUCAGCCCUUGGACGUCGGGUCGUUCGGGUCAUUCAAGUGGGAAAUCACCAAGGUUCUCUCGGCCUUCCCGGCACGAAACGGCGGAAGGGUGCCCGCGAAGAGCGACAUGUUGGGCAUUCUUGGGGAUGCUUGGUUGCGGAGCUUUUCCGAGGAACAGAACAUAUCAUCCUUUGCAGGGGCAGGCCUUUGGCCGGUGGACGGGGAGCGGGCGAUGGGUCGACUUCAAGGUGUAGGGAAGAGGAAGGAACGAUCAGGUGCCCGCCCGCCCGUCGAGGACAUCACAGUGGCGAUUUCCGACAAGGAUCUUGCCGACAACCUCGGCCCACGAACGGUUCGCGAGCUGCAGCAAAAGGGUCAGUGCGUCAAGGGCAUCCUUAUCAACACGGUCAUGCUCGGAGCCUUCGUCAAGGCGAAAAAGAAGCAGAAGAAGCUCGCCAUCACCCGCAAGUCGCAAGGUCUCCCGGAAGGAGGGGUUAUCACGUGCGAUGACGUCAUGCCAAAAUACCUCGAGGACGAACGCCAGAAGGUGGAGGCCGAGGAAGCUCUGAAAGAAAAAAGCAUGGCACGGGAGAUCAAGAGGGCAGCGAGGGAGGAUGCGAGCUUGGAACAGGGGGCAAACCGCGCAGGGCGUGGGCAUGGGCGGGGAGGAGGGCGAGGCGACACAAGGGGUGAAGGCUCUAGUGGGCGGGGACAGGGACCGGACGGAGGCAGAGGGGGGCGGGGGCGGGGGCUUGAAGGAGUCGACCCGAGGCGGCGGCCGGCGGGCGAGAGGGAGGUCAGGGGCAAGGGCGGGGGCGAAGAGAAGGAAGGGGCGGGCGUGGGAGGGGCGGCGGGCGGGGUGGCGUUCGUGAUCAAGUGGGGGAGGGGGUUGUGGCAAAUGCCACUGGGCGGGGUGAUGGUCGUGGUCGAGUGGUCGGAGGGGUAGUGGGGAAUGCCGGCGUAUCCAGGUCAGGGCGAACGCUGACGCCGGCACGCGUAGUCGACGUGUAGGUUUUUCUGUACCGAUCCGAACUCAACCUAGUUUGAUUCCAAAUCGGUUGAAACCGCCCUUGGAAUUGGCAAGGAGUCGGCAAUCAAGUGUGUUUUUUUUUUUUUUUGAGCGUCGAGCAGUUCUGCGAUUGUAUGAGGCCACGCUGUACCAUUCUAGCGGUUUGAAUCAGUUUCUGACUGGAAAACCCGGGGAUGUGACCACUCUGUCCCCGGUUGGGGACUCCUCCCCCCCGUUUGUAUUUACUUGCUCCUUGCUAUAGUGUCGAGGUCUGUGUCAAACGGCGAAUCAUGGGGUGAAAGCGAAGUAGAGAAAAACAGGAGAUGCAGCGUCGUGCAUAUCGGGACUGGGGGUUGCCGUAGACGGACGCGAACACGGGUACAUGCACCCGUUUCUUACCGUUUCAUGUCGCGAUUUUUUUGUGAAGUCGUUGUAAACCAGUACCAACUCAAUCCUGAACAUUUUUUUUGGCCCUACCUCGAUUCAUGGUCACGGGGCCCCUCAGCAAGCGAUAAUUGGGGUAUUUUUCCGUCCAAAAAGUUGGUUCGAACCCGGGGAUACGCCAAUUUCAUCCCCGCAUACGUUUUUUUUUUAGCUACGACUCAUAUUCAUAAGGUGAUUGACCAUGACACCAAGUAUCAUGUCCUGAAACGUUGUUUAACGUGCACAAUGUGGCUCUAACGCAAAGUGGGGCUUAAUUGGCGGGGGGUGGUGUUUUCCGUUUUUUCAGCUUCGAGGAGCCAUGUAUUAUACUGACUCUAACAGCACACAAAUUCAUUUUUUUUCGUUUUUUUUUUUCUACACUCAGCUAUUGAUGUUGGCUUUCGUUCAAUACCUCGAUUGUACUCUAGUUCAACCUUUUCACGAAGUACUAGCUUGUUCCGCACAGGGUGGCUUAAGUGGGGCUUAGUAGGGACAUCUACUCCNUCCUGAACAUUUUUUUUGGCCCUACCUCGAUUCAUGGUCACGGGGCCCCUCAGCAAGCGAUAAUUGGGGUAUUUUUCCGUCCAAAAAGUUGGUUCGAACCCGGGGAUACGCCAAUUUCAUCCCCGCAUACGUUUUUUUUUUAGCUACGACUCAUAUUCAUAAGGUGAUUGACCAUGACACCAAGUAUCAUGUCCUGAAACGUUGUUUAACGUGCACAAUGUGGCUCUAACGCAAAGUGGGGCUUAAUUGGCGGGGGGUGGUGUUUUCCGUUUUUUCAGCUUCGAGGAGCCAUGUAUUAUACUGACUCUAACAGCACACAAAUUCAUUUUUUUUCGUUUUUUUUUUUCUACACUCAGCUAUUGAUGUUGGCUUUCGUUCAAUACCUCGAUUGUACUCUAGUUCAACCUUUUCACGAAGUACUAGCUUGUUCCGCACAGGGUGGCUUAAGUGGGGCUUAGUAGGGACAUCUACUCCACUUUGCCUUCGAUUUUUAAUGCGAGAAGAGUUCAGCACCCUCUUCCCUCUAUGUACACACGAACUAGCGCUAUCCACUGGGCCAGGCGCGGAAGCGAGAGAAAAACUCACUUUGCAAGAAAAGCUCGCGUACGCCGGGAUUCGAACCCCUGACCUGACCUCUAGAAGAUCGACCUCGGACCAGUCAACGCCAAUGAUAUGGGGAUGGAGUGUAGACGCAUCGUAGAACGCGUUUUCGUUUGAAGUUGACGUCUUGUUUGAGAGUAGAUGUGACAGAUUUGCGUAGAAUAGGGUAAGAUGUUAUCAUGAACGGAGAUGAAAGGGCUUUUCCAACACGGAGAUGUAGCAUGGAUCAAAGCAUUUGUUGGAUUUCAGCUUUUACAAGCGGACAUCAACGCAGUAGUAUUUUAGCAAGCUUACGAACGCAUAUAGGAUACCAUCAGGAUU
Molecule: messenger RNA, 3804 nt
Organism: Ectocarpus sp. CCAP 1310/34
Lineage: Eukaryota; Phaeophyceae; Ectocarpales; Ectocarpaceae
Source: the annotation of a GenBank genome assembly